GAGGCAUUGACAAAUUGGAGAGAGAUCUAAACGGUUAGGGGGCGUCCACUUCUUUAUUUUCUAUUACUUCCUUACCUUUUCUUCUCUUUCUCUCUCGUGCUUCUCUUUCUCCCCCGAUCUCACUGUUCUCCCUUUCUACUCCCUCUACCGGAAAUUUUACCCUUCUCCCUCUAAACCACCGCCGCCACCGGCCACCGAUAAUAUUCGUCUCCUUCUUUGCUUUUCCGCGGGCUAGUCGAGCUUGGACCGGCCCUUACUCACCCACACUGCUCUCGGUUUUUAGGCAUCCCGAUCUUUCGAUUCUAUCUCUCGGUCUCUUGUCCGGUCGUCACUUCCAGCUACCACCAGCUUCUUUCCGGCAAUAUUUUCCGGUCCGCUCGCCGGGAAAUUGAAGUCUCGGCACCCAUUGGUAAUCGAGUUGAUAAUGGUCCACCGUUUUGUAAAACAAUGACAUAUGGAUCCUGAAGGAAAGAAGUUUGGAAGAGGACCAAGGGAACUGACUGGUGCUGUAGAUCUCAUAAGUCACUACAAGUUGUUGCCACAUCAUGAGUUUUUCUGCAAGAGAUCACUUCCUUUGUCAAUUUCAGACACACAUUAUCUUCACAAUGUUGUUGGAGACACAGAAAUUAGAAAAGGAGAAGGGAUGCAACUGGAUCAGCUUAUUCAGAACACAUCCUAUUCCAGAGAACCAAAUGCACGAAUUCAACCGUUUGACCUAGAUAUUCUAAGAGAAGCCUUUCAGUUAAGGGAAACUGCUCCUGUUGAUUUGCCCCUCGCGGAGAAGGGGAUCCCUACUGUUGCAGGGAAGUCAAAAGGUGAGUCCAAGGACAAGGAGAGGAAGCAUAAAAAGCACAAAGACAGAGAUAAGGAUAAUGAUAAAGAGCACAAAAAGCACAAGCACCGCCAUAAGGACCGAAGUAAAGAUAAAGACAAGGAGAAGAAGAAGGAUAGAAGCGGACAUCAUGAUUCUAAUGCUGAUCAAUCAAAGAAACACCAUGAAAAGAAAAGGAAGCAUGAUGGCGAUGAAGAUAUUAAUGACAUUCACCGACACAAAAAAAGUAAGCAUAAGAGUUCAAAAAUUGAUGACAUGGGUGCGAUAAAGGUUGCCGGCUGAAAAGGUGGCCUACAAUGAUUGGGUUAUUAUUCUCAAAUGGUUGUUGUUGUAAGAGUUUGGAGGGGGCUUUUACUCGUCAAAUUGCUUGAGGGUAAAAGUUGCUAAGAAUGGACUUUUUUGUAUCAUUAGAAUGGUAUAUUAUGAUUAUUAGUUAUGUGCAAGACUUCUAAAUAGGUUGUUUCUCAGUUUCUACGGCGCAUUGGAUAUCUCAGGUUGUACACAUUACUAUAAUUUCUUUUGUUUGAGGGUUUUUUUUUUUUUUUAAUGAUUAGCUCGAAUUAGAUUUUCCAGGUUUUAGGAAGAAUAGAUUGAGAAAGGGGAUUUUGUGUAUAUUGGUUCUAUUUUUCCUCAUCUGUUGUAGCAAAUGACUAACAUGUUUAGUCACCCAAAAUGAUUGUAGGGACUACUAGAACUAUGUUCUCA
Messenger RNA from Juglans regia (Persian walnut), 1537 nucleotides. Its product is annotated as mediator of RNA polymerase II transcription subunit 19a. The record is from RefSeq and is a predicted model, not a curated record. The coding region runs from base 455 to 1114 and encodes 219 amino acids. The transcript is spliced from 7 exons. Gene Ontology annotation, cellular component: mediator complex. Lineage: Eukaryota; Viridiplantae; Streptophyta; Magnoliopsida; Fagales; Juglandaceae. Gene Ontology annotation, biological process: positive regulation of transcription by RNA polymerase II. Gene Ontology annotation, molecular function: transcription factor binding; transcription coregulator activity.